ACCUCCUCUUCCAUAUCCCAAAGAUUUUUUUUAUCUAUUUGGGGUGAAUUUUACCGAUAAUUAAACUUAAGGAUGGGUCGUGUUAUUCGUUCUCAAAGAAAAGGUCCCGGUGGAAUUUUCAAAUCCCACACUAGACUUCGCAAGGGAGCUGCCAAAUUAAGACCUCUAGAUUAUGCAGAACGUCAUGGAUAUAUAAGAGGUAUUGUUAAAGAAAUUAUCCACGACCCUGGCCGUGGUGCCCCUCUCGCUAAAGUUCAAUUUCGUGAUCCUUAUCGAUAUAAACUCCGUUUCCAGACAUUUAUUGCUACAGAAGGAUUGCACACUGGCCAAUUCAUUUAUUGCGGAAGAAAAGCCACUUUAACUGUUGGAAAUGUGCUUCCUGUUGGUGCAAUGCCUGAAGGUACAAUCAUUUGUAACGUUGAAGAAAAGAUUGGUGACCGUGGUGCAAUAGCUCGUGCUUCUGGCAACUAUGCCACUAUUAUUGGUCAUAAUCACGAUGAAGGCAAGACUCGUAUUAAACUUCCAUCAGGUGCUAAAAAGGUUAUCAACUCUAGUGCUCGCGCCACAGUAGGUAUUGUAGCUGGCGGAGGUCGAAUUGAUAAACCUUUACUUAAGGCUGGACGUGCAUAUCACAAAUAUCGUGUAAAGAGGAAUUGCUGGCCCAAGACUCGUGGUGUUGCUAUGAAUCCCGUGGACCAUCCUCAUGGUGGUGGUAACCAUCAACACAUUGGUCAUGCAUCUACAGUCUCCAGAGAAAGUGCACCUGGUCAAAAAGUCGGUUUAAUUGCGGCCAGAAGAAGUGGUUUGCUUCGUGGUACAAACAAGGUCAAGUCAGCAUAGUUUGUACGAUAUUUGCAAAAUUUGCAAAAUGAUCAUAAAUGAUGUCUUUCAAAUUAAAAAUACCUUAAUCAUGUUUAUUUUGAUUUCAAAUUUUUCUUUAUUGUAAAAUAAACCUAAAAGACUAUUUUGCAGCGAAUU
Messenger RNA from Rhizophagus irregularis DAOM 181602=DAOM 197198, 978 nucleotides. RefSeq names its product 60S ribosomal protein uL2. Gene Ontology annotation, cellular component: ribosome; cytosolic large ribosomal subunit. NCBI's taxonomy places the organism in Eukaryota, Fungi, Glomeromycota, Glomeromycetes, Glomerales, Glomeraceae. The record is from RefSeq and is a predicted model, not a curated record. Gene Ontology annotation, molecular function: RNA binding; structural constituent of ribosome. Gene Ontology annotation, biological process: cytoplasmic translation.